Messenger RNA from Esox lucius (northern pike), 2635 nucleotides. RefSeq names its product syntaxin 16 (gene stx16). Lineage: Eukaryota; Metazoa; Chordata; Actinopteri; Esociformes; Esocidae. The transcript is spliced from 9 exons. The coding region runs from base 366 to 1337 and encodes 323 amino acids. Gene Ontology annotation, biological process: vesicle-mediated transport; intracellular protein transport; vesicle fusion. Gene Ontology annotation, cellular component: endomembrane system; SNARE complex; membrane. The record is from RefSeq and is a predicted model, not a curated record. Gene Ontology annotation, molecular function: SNAP receptor activity; SNARE binding.
GAAGUAUUUUUUAUUCUCUAACAAUCCGGUGAUAAGCUUAGGGUUUGCGGUGUUUUUAUGUAUAGCACUUUGUUGACGUUAGAGGCCAUGAUAACACUUUUAGCUGAACCUCUCACCUUUAAAUCUUACUUUGAAGAAAAAAGACAUCGAUCACAUUUUAUGAUUUUAUUUAUUUAGAGGCAGGGACAGAAUAAACGAAUGUUUUUGUAAAGAAGGGGGAUUUACCCCUCGGUUAGACCGGUGUGCUAGUGUGUGCUGUUGAAGACUAGCUUGCUUGCUAACUUUCCGUAGCUAGGUUCUCUUCGUAGCCGCUGUGCUACGGGUUGUUAUUGGAGAGUGGUAAAUUCUUCGUGUGUAAAUUAAUCAUGGCAACUAGACGCCUCACCGAUGCUUUCUUAUUAAUGCGGAACAAUGCAAUCCAAAAUCGGCAGAUAUUGGCUGAGCAAGUGAGUACAUACGACCCCCGUCGUACUCUGAGUACACGUAGCAAUGCUGCGGAGCUUGAUGAGCUGGCGGAUGACCGUAUGGCCCUGGUGUCAGGGAUCAGUCUGGACCCAGAAGCUGCCAUUGGAGUCACCAAGAGGCUGUCGCCUAAGUGGGUCGAUGGGGUAGAUGAGAUUCAGUAUGAAAUCACGCGGGUUCGACAGAAAAUGAAGGAGCUGGCCGCCCUCCAUGACAAGCACAUGAACCGUCCCACCCUGGAUGACAGCAGCGAAGAGGAGCAUGCUAUAGAGAUCACCACUCAGGAGAUCACUCAGAUGUUCCACCGAUGUCAGCGUGCAGUCACCGGUCUGCAGACCCGCUGUGGCCACUGUACAGAGCAAGAGGAGAGGCUUCUGAGAAACGUGGUGUCGUCGUUGGCUGGGAGCCUACAGGAGCUUUCCACCAACUUCAGACACACACAGUCCAGCUACUUAAAACGGAUGAAGAAUCGGGAGGAGAGGUCAAAGCACUUUUUUGACUCUGGUCCUCUAAUGGAGGAGGAUGAAGAUAUAGCACUAUAUGACAGGGGGUUUACAGAUGACCAGCUGGUCUUGGUAGAGCAAAAUACCAUGAUGGUGGAGGAACGCGAGAAAGAAAUCCGACAGAUAGUGCAGUCCAUAUCCGACCUGAAUGAGAUUUUCCGUGACCUGGCUGGGAUGGUUGUGGAACAGGGCACAGUACUUGACAGAAUUGACUUCAAUGUGGAGCAGUCAUGUGUCAAAACAGAAGAAGGCUUGAAACAGUUACAAAAGGCUGAACAGUAUCAGAAGAAAAACCGAAAGAUGCUAGUCAUUUUAAUCCUCACUGUUAUAGUUGUCGUUCUAAUACUUGUUCUAUUUGGGACUAAAUUCUAGUGAUGCAUUCCUUUGCUUUCUGUUUAUCUGUGUAUGUUUGCUGUGCAACUAUGUGUGCUUAUUUGAGGGUCUUAUCUGUUCUUCAAACAAUGCUGACUACUUUCCAAUCAACAUCCGAUGAAUCACUCUUCCUGAAUAUUUCGCUGUAUGGCUCAUGGAGGUGUGUUAAAUGCAUGAUAAGAGACUUGGAAGUGGAUAGAGCAAGAGAGAGAUGGAGAACAGCCAGGGUGAGUUGUUAAAUAACUUUGCAACAAGCCUGCACACAUGCACAUUGUCUCCCAGUGCCUGAAUUCCCUCUUGAACAUAACCAAAUCCUCUGUGUCAUGGUUCUUGCUGCGAACAGACAAAAUGUACUCCUUUCCCCCUUGGAGGACUACUGAUGAAUUGUUAUGGCCAACAUUUUGCUGUUUUUGGAGGGAAAAUAUGGUUUGCUUGUUGGAGGGGAAGAAUCAUCUGUCCAGUGUUAUUGUAUGCUCUGUCCUCCCUUGUAUGUGUUCACUGCACAUGCAAUUUUGAAUGUCUAUAGAGGAUGAUUGUUUGUCUCGUGGUGUUGCUUUUACCCUGGUCAUGACAAACAUUCCUUUGCGCAUUUGAUUCCUUUUCUGCUUUAAUGUGGAGGGGUUUAAAAGAGGGAGACAUUAAAAUGUUUUUUGUCUCUGUCUGAAGAAGUACAAUAGUUGAUUAAUUGAAUACCAAAACAUUGUGGAUUUAGAGCUGAAGUUGACUAUCCUAACAAAGAUCCUGUUGCCAACAGUUGUAAUGUUUUAGGAAGUUGCUCCUUUAGAACAUUUGAUUAUUGCUUUCUGUUAUUUCUUUGUGGCGCAAUAUUCCUGACACAUCAGUUCUUUUAUUUUUGUGAAUUUUUUUUGUCUUUCAUCCCCUUCACAGUUUGCACAUAUCAAAUGUCUGGUCGGUUUGGUUUCAUGGCUGUAAAACUACUGUCUACUGUAUAAUAUGAAAUUAUAAUUAUUUAUUUUGAAUUACAUUGUAUAAAAGGUUCAGUGUUUUGUCUCAUACUGUAUGGCAUUGAGUUAUUGUGUAUUGUACAUUAUUGAUUUUAUUAUAUUGUCAUGCAUCUUUAGGAUGCCCAGGCCAGAUGGACUUAUAAAACACUAUUUUCUGUAGCAAAUAAAAUACUUUCUAUAUACAGUGCCUUUGGAAAGUAUUCAACCCCCUUGACUUUUCCACAUUUUGUUGCACUACUCAGUGGGAUUAAAUUGGAUCUACUCUUAUUUUUGUUCAACAAUUCCCACAGUACUCAGUGUUAAAGUAGAUCAUUUAAUAAAAUGACAAAAAAC